This is a messenger RNA of Cyphomyrmex costatus, 2580 nucleotides long. RefSeq lists its product as uncharacterized. Bases 1 to 2580 code for a protein of 859 amino acids. The record is from RefSeq and is a predicted model, not a curated record. Lineage: Eukaryota; Metazoa; Arthropoda; Insecta; Hymenoptera; Formicidae. The transcript is spliced from 5 exons.
AUGAGCGAACAAGAAAGAGUAGAAAGAAAAAUGGAAAAAUUCUCAUUCGGAGAAUUUAAUAAGGACAAACAAGAAAUGGAAGAAUAUUUGUUUCAAUUUGAGAGAAUGUGUAAGGUAAAAGGACUUGGAAGUGAAGCGGUAAUACAAACAGAAGCAAGGAAAAAUCUAUUGUUGGCUUAUAUGGGAGCAAACACGUUAGUGGAUAUAAGAAAUCAUUUUUUCCCUAAAAAUAUAGAUGAAUGUUCAUAUAAAGAGAUAGUGGAAGGUUUAAAUACGGUAUACAAGCCGAAAGAAAAAUUAUUUGCAGCAAGAAUAAAAUUUGAACAAGCAGUAAGAUUAGAUGAGGAGUCAUUUCGUAAUUUUGCCACAAGAUUAAAGGAUUUAAAUAGACAUUGUCAAUACGCGAAUGCAUUGGAUGAAAGAUUAAGAGAUAGAUUUGCAGGAGAUUUAAGACAUAUUACGGCAAUCAGAGAAAUAAGAACAAGGUGGCCGUCAGGAAAAUAUAAAGAAGAUCCAGUAUCAUUUCAAAAAGUAGUAGAUUUGGCAAUUGCGAUUGAAACGGCAGAAACAGAAACACAGGAAAUAGAUGUAACGAUACAUAAGAUAAAAAGAAAACAAGACAAAGAAAGAUGGCAAAGAGAAAAAGAAGAAUGUGGGAGAUGUGGACGAAAACAUAUACCACCAGAAUAUAAGUGUCCGGCGCAAGGAGUGGAAUGCUACGAAUGUAAAGGAAGAAAUCACUUCGCGAGAAAGUGUUUAAGUAAGAAAAACAAGCAAUACAGAAGUAGGAGGCAAACAAAGAAAGUAAAUUUAGAAGAAGAGGAAUCACCAGAUCAAGAAACAGAGGAGGAAGAAUUUGAAUUACAUAAAAUAAACGCAAUAGUGAAUGGAAGAAAGAAAGCGACAAUUAAUGUUAGAAUAAAUAAUAAGUUAAUAAAAAUGGAAUAUGAUUCAGGAGCAGGAGUGACAACGAUUAUAAAAGAAGUAUGGGAGAGUGUAGGAAAACCAAGAUUAAUACUAGGAAGAACAAAAGUAAAAGUAGAGUGCAAAGGAAAAGUAAAAAUACUGAGAGCAGUAGUGGUAGAUGUGAAAGAUGAAUCAUUAUUCGGUUUGCCAUGGAUAUUGGCAUUUAAAUUACCACUACCGAAAGAAGUGAGAAUUAACAAAAUAAAAGAAGAGAAAGAAAAGAAAAUAGAGAAGGCACGUUUAAAACGAGAAAAGCCGAGUAUUAUACUAAAAGAUACAGCCACACCAAGGAAAUGGGAAGCAAGGAGAGUAGCAUUUCCUAUGAGACAACCAGUAGAAGCAGAAUUGGAGAGGUUGACGCAGAUGGGAGUCAUUGAAAAAGUGGAUCCAAUCAAUACAGAGAUAAUAACGUGGGCAACACCAACGGUAAAUGUACAAACAACAAAGGGAAGAGUAAGAAUAUGCGGAGAUUUUAAGUUAACAUUAAAUGAAUAUUUAAAAUCAGAUUCGCAUACAAUGCCUACAUUUGAAGAUUUACUGGAGAAAAUAGCAGGUGGAGAAAGAUUUUCAGUAAUAGAGUUAAAAGAUGCUUAUUUACAGAUGAAAGUAGAAGAAAAAUCAAAGGAUUUAUUAAUUAUUGUAACUCAUAUAGGAUAUUACCGAUUCAAAAGGUUACCAUUUGGAUUGGCGGUGGCACCAAUGAUAUUCCAAAGAUUCAUUGAUGAGUUAUUGCAAGGUAUCCCUAAUAUGGGGAAGUUACUGGAUGACAUUAUUGUGUCAGGUAAGACAGAGGCACAACAUAUAAAAAAUUUAAAAGAAGUGCUAAGGAGAUUGCAAAAGGCAGGAUUAAGGACGCAGAAAAAGAAAGUACAAUUAUUACAAGAAUCAGUAAAUUAUUUAGGUCAUAGAUUAGAUAGAGAGGGGGUACACCCGUUAGAAGAAAAGAUUAAACCGAUAAAAGAAAUGCCAUCACCACAGUCAAAGAAACAGUUAAAAUCUUUUUUAGGUGCAGUAUCAUUUUAUGAUAGAUUUAUUCCUCAUUUACAUGAGAAAUGCAAUAAAUUAUAUGAUAUGAUAAGUUCAAAAAGUAAAUGGAAAUGGACAGACGAAGAAGAAAAAAGAUUUAAAGAAAAAAACCAGUUAUAUGUAAUUGAGUGUGAUGCAUCGGAAGAAGGAUGUGGAUCAGUACUAUUACAGCCAGAUGAAAAGGAGAGGGAAAGACCAGUGGCCUUUGCGUCAAGAAAAUUUAAAGAAGCAGAAAAGAAUUAUGCAGCGAUUGAUAAAGAAGCAUUAGCAAUAAUAUAUGCAAUUAAGCAAGAAAAAUGGGAGGAGUUACAAAUAUCGCCAGAAGAGUUGCAGGAGCUAUCGGAAAAGGAUAUAAUAAUAGGAAACGUAGGAAGAUGGGUACAGACACAAUGGCCAAAGAUGGUAGAGAAAGAAUAUCAAGCAUAUGCUAGAAGGAAAGAAGAAUUAUCGGUACAGGAUGGAGUUUUAUGGUGGUUAGGAAGAAUGUGCAUACCAGAGAAGAUGAGAGAUAAGGUAUUCACACGUUUACAUGAAGGACAUCCAGGAAUAAAUGCCAUGAAAGGAAUUUGUCGACACUACGUAUGGUAG